Messenger RNA from Astrephomene gubernaculifera, 1032 nucleotides. The record is from the annotation of a GenBank genome assembly. Lineage: Eukaryota; Viridiplantae; Chlorophyta; Chlorophyceae; Chlamydomonadales; Astrephomenaceae.
AAGCUGCUUUGGGAUGCACCUGUCCAAUUGUAAACUAGCUUGAAGGAAUGGCAGCCAUUACAAUGCAGCGGAUUCGGCCGUUCGCUGGCGUGACGACCACAUUUCCUUGCCGCACCCGCAUAGUAACACGUGCUCAGCUUAUAACAAAGCGGAAAUGCACUUCAAAUGAUAAAAUUGACAAGGCAUGGGCUGCAUCCUUUGGCGAAAAGCUCAGCAUGGCCAUUCCACUCUCGCUUGGGGCGUUGGCCGUGGCAGCACCGCGUGCUAUGUCUGAAGACUUAGCGACUAUGCCAACCAGCUCACCUGCAGCUACGGAUGAUGCGCUAUUGCUAGCUUUAAGUACCCCCAGCGGCAGCAUCGAGGAGCUCAUCGUGCCGCUGCUUUUUGGAGUUGUGGCACUUCUCCUAACCGUCGUAACUGGAGGGGCGGUUGAUUUCGGAGCCGUACAAGUCGGGUUCCUCGGAGGGUCGCUCCCGACUGGCAGCUCUCCUCAAGCCCAUCAUGUGGCGCAACAGCAAGGCGGUGCAGGCGCUAGAUCACCCUCUGCCGCCGCGGACACUGCAGGAAGCACACCUGCGGUUCUCCGCGGCAGAGGAGGCCUUCUAUGACGUCAUUCUUGGGGAGACGCGCCGGGCCUUCGAUGAGAUGACCUCACACCAGCGCCAACAGCAGCAGCAACAACAACAAGAUCAAGAGCAGCAGCAACAAGACCAACAAGAUCAAGAGCAGCAACAGCAACAACAAGGUAGCCAGCAGCAGCAGCAGCGGCCUGCAGACGGCCCCGUUGACCUCACGGGAGACGAUGACCCGGUUUACCAGGGUCGGGACGGGGGGCAUGCACACGCUACCCACGCUAACGGCACUGCUGCUGCUGCCGGGGCGGAGAAGAAGAAGCACCCGCGGACAACCAACAGGCGCCGUCGAGACCGCGGUGCCGAGCUGGUCCAGGAGGCUCACGGCGAGCUGCACCAACUGCGACUAGCCUGUGUGCACCCCAAGCUAACCCGCUACUGGCGACAGAUGGCCUCGGAG